Carassius carassius (crucian carp) is the source of this 3578-nucleotide messenger RNA. RefSeq names its product SWI/SNF-related matrix-associated actin-dependent regulator of chromatin subfamily D member 3. Gene Ontology annotation, cellular component: nucleus; SWI/SNF complex. The record is from RefSeq and is a predicted model, not a curated record. Lineage: Eukaryota; Metazoa; Chordata; Actinopteri; Cypriniformes; Cyprinidae. The coding region runs from base 311 to 1834 and encodes 507 amino acids. The transcript has 14 exons. Gene Ontology annotation, biological process: regulation of transcription by RNA polymerase II.
UAAAGGGGGAGGGGGGACGGUCAUGGUGGGCCAGCAGGAACCCCCCUCAAAGACCCCCAACUCUCAACCCCCCGCGUUCUCGCGCAGCCGGGCUCCUGAAAGACAGCUCAACCAAACACAAGCGUGAGAGAGACUCACAGAGAGCGAGAGAGACUCGACAGAGAAGCACACUCCGAGACGGAGAGAGAGAGAGAGAGAGAGAGAGCGCAGAAAGUAAGGGAAGUGGAGCAGGGAGCCUCGGAGGGGGGCUGAGGAGGUGAGCGAAGGGUGAAAAGGGAAGAGAGGCGAGGGAAAGACAAAACAGAGGGAAAUGGCUUCGGAGGAGACCGCUGGAGGAGCUCGCAAAGCCACCAAGAGCAAACUAUUUGAGUUCCUCGUCCAUGGAGUGCGGCCCGGCAUGCCAUCAGGAGCACGAAUGCCUCAUCAGGGGGCCCCAAUGGGGCCUCCAGGACCACCGUAUGGAGGAAGCCCUGCUGUCCGGCCUGGACUCACCAAUCAGGCCAUGGAAGCCAGUCGCAAACGGCCCGCUCCUUCACAGCAGCAGAUUCAACAGCAGCAGGCAGCGCAGAAUCGAAACAGGAAGAAGCCUGUUGGAUUUCCUGGACCAAAUGAGAUGCCAGGGAGACAGAUGGAAAUGAGAGAGGCCCAAACAGAUCCCACACUCGGAUCAAAUGCCAAGAGGAGGAAGAUGGCUGAUAAGAUCCUUCCACAAAGGAUUCGUGAGCUUGUUCCAGAGUCACAGGCGUAUAUGGAUCUGUUGGCAUUCGAGCGUAAAUUAGACCAGACCAUAAUGCGCAAGCGGGUGGACAUCCAAGAGGCUCUUAAGAGACCUAUGAAGCAAAAGCGAAAACUGCGUCUCUACAUCUCUAACACAUUUAACCCUGCCAAGCCUGAAGCAGAGGACUCUGAAGGUAGCAUUGCAUCCUGGGAGCUGCGUGUGGAGGGCAAACUGCUGGAUGAUCCGGGAAAGAUGAAGAGGAAGUUCUCCUCAUUCUUCAAGAGUCUGGUGAUUGAGCUCGACAAAGACCUUUACGGCCCUGAUAACCAUUUGGUUGAGUGGCAUCGUACCCCAACCACUCAGGAGACAGACGGUUUCCAGGUGAAGAGGCCUGGAGAUGUGAACGUGCGCUGCACCCUGCUGUUAAUGCUGGAUUACCAGCCGCCUCAGUUUAAACUGGAUCCACGUCUGGCUCGUCUGCUGGGAAUACACACACAGACUCGCUCCAGUAUCAUCCAGGCCCUCUGGCAGUACGUCAAGACCAACAAACUGCAGGACUCUCAUGACAAGGAGUACAUCAACUGUGACAAGUACUUCCAACAGAUCUUUGACUGUCCACGUCUGAAGUUCUCCGAAAUUCCACAGCGCCUCACCAACCUUUUGCUCCCCCCCGACCCUAUUGUCAUCAAUCACAUCAUUAGCGUCGACCCUAAUGAUCAGAAAAAGACGGCGUGUUAUGACAUUGAUGUAGAGGUGGAAGAUCCCCUUAAAGCACAAAUGAGCAGCUUCUUGCUCUCCACAGCCAACCAGCAAGAGAUUGCCUCUCUGGACAACAAGAUCCAUGAGACUAUUGAGUCCAUCAAUCAGCUGAAGAUCCAGAGAGAUUUCAUGCUCAGCUUCUCCAGAGAUCCCAAAGGCUACAUCCAGGACUGGCUCAAAUCCCAGAGUAGAGAUCUGAAGCUGAUGACAGAUGUUGUUGGGAACCCAGAGGAAGAGAGGACAGCAGAGUUUUAUCAUCAGCCUUGGUCUCAGGAGGCUGUUAGCCGUUACUUCUACUGCAAGAUCCAGCAGAGGAGGCAGGAGCUGGAGCAGGCCUUGGCCAUGAGGAACACCUAGAACUCACACCGACCACACUCAGAAAACAUGGCUCAGUUGUGACAACAUAGCCUCCACAUGGAGGUCCCUGCAUUAUUUUCUGCAGUGUAUGUGGGUUUAUGUGUGUGUCCAGUCAUUAUUGUUGUCACUGUGACCUACAAUCCACCAUAAUGGACCAAUCACACUCUGUUACUCCAACAAGCCCCUGAAGCCCCAUUGUAUAGUACAGUAUGUGCAUUUCAACCAAUCACGGUGCUGUGUCUUCCAUUCCUGGAUGAAAUCAUCUCACAAUGCACUACUGGUUUUUGAUUCCUAUCACAUCCACCAGCAUUUUGAACUUGAUGACUUCAGAGCUGGCUCAGUACACUAGACUGUGGAUCCAAUGUUGAUUCUGCUUUCCUUCCUUUCAGUCAAUUCCUGGUAUUCAAACACAUUUUCCCUGUUCAAUAACGUGUGUUUUGACUCAGGUAUUGAUGAUGUCUCUAAUUUAGUCCACACUUGUACCAGUUUUUUUCUUGGGUAUUGAUCAGAAGGGUCAUUUUGAAUGUCUGUCAGUGUUGGGAAUCAGUGGAGCUACAAUAAUUAUCUCCAUUAGUUACACUUUUAUUUAGAAGUGUAUUUAUGAAGUACUUUGAGGCAGGCAGCUUAAAGAGGAGAAUCAUUCAGUAUUAACUGAACUGGUGGCUUACAGGGUUAUGUCACUCUCUGCUGUCUAUCCCUGCCUCAAUAAUGACAUCUAGCUGCAAUACACUUGAGAGAGAAUGUUUUUUUUUUUUAGGUUUUGAUCAAUUUUCCCUUUUUUUUUUGAUUGAAUUGUGUAGUUGCUGUGUUUUGCCUUUGUAGGACAGUACUGACGUAGUCAUUAGUUCACUUUGAAGGAAUUUGAAAGGUCACAGUUUUUGAGAAGCUUUCACAUUUGAUGAAAAUGGGCCAUACUAGCUAGCAUGGUGUUAUUCAGAAAUAUAAUCUGUUCGUGACAUAUCAAAUACAUUUUCUGGGUCCAAGCCUUUACUUCAUUUGAAGUAAGAAUACAAUCUCACCUGCCGUUUAUUAGCACUGUACAUUAAUGGUACUACUUUUAGCUAAGCUUCCAGUGUACACUACAGUCUCUCAAUCUCUGUCUAGCCAACUGAGAUUUCAGUAUGAACUUAAAGCUUAGGAACAUGAUUUUUCAGUAGAACUAUAGCACACCGUAAGUGUGUAUUAGCACUGUUUGUUGUAUGUUUUUGGGAUCUGAAGAAGCAUCUGGACCCGGAUGUGUCAGACUAGAGCGGAUUAGUCAGAUCAGCAGUCAACUAUCCUUUAUGCUUCACCAAAACCUUUUUUGUGUUCAUGACAUUACCAUGUUCUUGGAGAAGUUCCUCUGAAUCCUGCAUUAUAAUUUUUUUAUCCAUUUCAAUAGUGUUGUUUAAAAUAACAGACUGUGAGCAGUCGUGUUUCUUGCUUAUGUCACCGUUUCAAAGUUAUUUUUAAAGCAUUAGUGUCAUUUGAUGUUUUACCAAAGGUCUAAUUUACUUUUUAAAAAGAUAGUGUGCGUACUUUGACAUGAUGAAGGACUUUUUAAAAGAUGAAGGAUGCAUUUUUAAAGAAUACACAUUUUAAAUUCCCAUUUCUCCAUAGCUGUGAAAACAGUGCUUUUUAAAAUUGCUUUAUGACUCAUAGAGUCUUUGCACUAAAUCGUGGAACAUAACUGAGCGCUCUGAACACUUUCCAAGAAAUGAAGGAUGAACUAGGGAAUAAAUGUUGUGGAAUGUGGAUACUGCCA